Molecule: messenger RNA, 5345 nt
Organism: Podarcis raffonei (Aeolian wall lizard)
Lineage: Eukaryota; Metazoa; Chordata; Lepidosauria; Squamata; Lacertidae
Gene: AFF3
Product: ALF transcription elongation factor 3
Exons: 21
Coding region: 660-4367 (1235 amino acids)
Biological process (GO): regulation of gene expression
Cellular component (GO): super elongation complex; nucleus
Source: RefSeq, a predicted model, not a curated record
UGAGCAUUUGUGGCAUUGUUUUGCUAUCACCUCUGGUUCUGAGCACACCGACGCGCAGCGGAUUUCCGUUGCAGUUAAAGAAAAAGCGAGCGAGAAAAGAAAACCGCGAGGGUUGAAGCGCGGAAAGGAAACAAAGCGGGGACAGAGAGGGGAGAGAGAGAGAGAGAAGCAGAAACCGGGCUUCUCUUGUGUGUGUUUUUUUUGUUUUGUCUGUGCGUUGUUUUUUUUAAAAACCACAUGGCUCCUCCAGCUAGGAGCUAGCCGCUGAGGGCUGCUGCUGCUGCUGCUGCAGCGUUCCCAACGAGGGCGCCAGCUUGAGCGAGUCACACGCUGCACACAUCCCCGCGCGCUGGAGAGCGAGAGGGCGAGAAGAGCGCGCGCAGGGGAAGGAAGGAAGCGGCCAGAGAGAGGCGGCUGAGGGGAAAGGCGCUCCAGAGGAGCGAGCAGCCGCUUGCGCGGGCCAGCGGUGGCGCUUCCCUGAGAGCAAGGAGGGGAGACGGUUUGCAGCCGCUGCGUCUCCUCCCUCCUCCUCCUCCUCUCUCAGGGAAGAGGGAGGGGCGCACGAAAGGCCCCCCUGUCUCUCCUUCUCCUCGCCCCUCGCCCACCCGCGGCGCUGCUAAGAUGUACCUUGGGCGCUGCGCGGUUGCAGCUGAGCAGCGAUGACAUAUCCUUCCUCCGACCUCACCAUGGACAGCUUCGACCUGGCUCUCCUGCAGGAAUGGGACCUGGACUCCCUCUGUGUCUAUGACCCUGACAGAAAUAUGCUGCGCAGGAAAGAAUGGGAAAGGAGAAAUCAGGAGACCCAGCACGAAGAUGGCAUAUUUAAUAACAGCUACUCCCUCUUCAGUGAGCCAUACAAGACUAACAAAGGGGACGAGCUCUCCAGCCGUAUCCAGAAUACCCUGGGCAACUACGAUGAGAUGAAAGAACUGCUGACGGAUCGAUCCAAUCAAAGUCACCUUGUUGGUGUUCCAAAGCCGUGUAUCUCACAAACGUCUGUGACCAAAGCUGAGGAACACUUCAUUACUGACACAAAGCCCCACACUCACGCUUCUCCAUCUUCCUUACCAGCGGCACUUUCUGGGCAGUUGAGCAAGAACGCUGCAAUGGGUUGGCAGAAGUCUGGGCACACUCUGGAGAACCAGCAAAGGGGAAGCAAACAUAGACAUGGAUUGCCGGAUGCACACAAUAACGACUUUAAAACGGUCAGCCAAAAGAACAGUUUAGAAAAGAUUACACAUUAUGCAUCCAAUCCCUCAUCACCAUCUCCGUCGAGUGUUGCCCAAGGUCCUUUAUCGUCUUCGCUUGGGGACAACAGCAGAACACAACAGCAGCCGUCAAAGCUGAGCUUUGGUGGAGAAGGUGGAGCUCAGGCUCAGGAGAGGCCAGCUAUGCAUAGCAAUGGACACUGUGUGCAGAACUUUCCUCCUUCCCUUGCUUCGAAGCCCAGUAUAGUUCAGCAGAAACCAACAGCAUAUGUAAGGCCAAUGGAUGGUCAAGAUCAGGCUCCUGAGGAGUCUCCAAGAUUGAAGGUGCCAGCUGAAACUAGCCUGCUCUGCACCUCAUAUAGAGGAAUGCCUUCUGCCAAAGCUGACUCAGCUAGGACCAAGUCAAAACUGACAAAAUUUAAUAUUCCCAAACAAGAAGAGGACAAUGGGGGAGGAGAUGACAGCUGCGUUGAAGAAAUUUUACGGGAAAUGACCCAUUCAUGGCCUCCGCCACUUUCUGCUAUUCACACACCUGGCAAAGUGGAACAAAACAAGUUUCCUUUCACCAACAAGGACUCCCAGCAGCAUGUCUCUACGGGGCACAGCAAUCAAAGAAAAGGUGAUGUUGAAUCAAAGAAUCCAGAAAACAGUACAUCACAUACAUCGAUGUUAGAAGAUGACCUCAAGUUGAGCAGUGAUGAAGAGGAGAACGACCAGCAGGCAGCACAGAGAUCUGCUCUCCGGGUUCUAUCCGACAGCACCACUGUGCAGCAGUCCAGCUGCAGGAUUUCGGGGAUCACCAGCAAGUGCUCCAGCAGCAGCAGCUCCAGUGAAUCUGAGAGCAGUUCAGAAUCCGACUCAGAGAGUGAAAGCAGUUCUACCGAGAGCGACAGCAAGAAGCCCUCUCAUUACUCCAGCCCAGAGCCUGAACAGCCAUCGUCAAACAAGUGGCAGCUGGAUAAAUGGUUAAAUAAGGUUACUUCACACAAAGCACCUAUUCUGAACCAAAACGGACUGGAGCUCUUUCAGUGUUACAGCAAAGGGAAAGAUGAAGGGCAAGACUGUGAACAUUUACCUCCCAUUUGCCAAACCGGUCUCAGAGAUAAAGAGGUUAAGAAUCCCAGCAAGGAGGACCUGAGGCCUAGGACAGCUAACAAAGCCCCGGGGCAUAAAGGAGGGAAGCAGAAAUCGCCUCCUUCGGCUGCUGCCAUUUCUGGAGAUAGUGGUCCUCUGAGGAGGACAGCCUGCAAAAAACAGCCAAGAAGGACAGAGAGGACCUCUGGUGGUGAUAUCUUAAAUGGCCAUGCAGCUGAUGAUCUUGACUUGAACCAAGUACAUUUGGAAAAUAAUAGCACAUGUGAACAACCUAAAACCAGGCCUUGCAACAACAAAGCUGAGCACAGGAAGGAAACACAUGCUGCCUGCGAAAAGAGGCGUACAAGGGGGUCAGGUAAAACAGCACCCAAAUCCAAGGAAUUUAUUGAGACAGAUUCUUCGUCUUCAACGUCCUCAGAUACAGAUUCUCAGUCGGAACAAGAGGAUUACCCUUUACACAAGCCUCAGACUGUGACCUCAGCAUCAGCUGGAAAUGACCAGAAGCUGAAGGACCCUGGGAAUAAUAAUACCAACAAAGCAAACAGCAGUUGCAGUGCCUUUGGUUCAGUUAACACCAGGACUAGUAACGAUAUAGCAAAGGAACUGGAAGAGCAGUUUUACACCCUGGUUCCAUUCGGUCGGAACGAGCUCCUAUCUCCCCUGAAAGACACAGACGAAGUGAAAGCACUUUGGGUCAAAAUUGAUUUGACUCUUUUGACCAGAAUACCACAGCACUUACCUGAGGAGCCACUGCAAAUUAAUGCUGGAGUUAAAGAAGCAAUCAGUAUGCAGCACAACAUUGUUACUGAUCUGCCAGCAGAAAAGGUCAUCCCCAAAUCUAGAAGGAAACGCAAGUAUGAAAAUGAGGAAGAAAACAGGGAGAGCAAGAAGGUUCACACUGAGCAAGAGUGCUCUUCACAUUUACUUGCUUCGGCCCAAGUUGCUUCAGCACCAAAUAAUUGCAAUAUGAUUAAAAACAGCUUGGCAACACCAAUAAAUAAAAAUGAGAAAAUGCUUCGAUCGCCUGUUUCACCCAUCUCUGAUGCAUCAAAGCACAAAUUCUCUGGUGAUGAUCUAACUUCUUCUAGCAAGCCUCAGGGUGGCAACCUAUUAUCUUCCAUAUCCUCAGUAAAAAAACACAAGAAUGAGAUUCGAUCCCACUUGCACCAAGGAGAUUUCAAUAAAGCAAUGUACAUCAAUUCAGAAAAUUCUGUACUCUGUAGCAAGGCGCAGUGCCAAAAAGAGCCCUGGUCACCUGUAUCUAUUAUGCACAAAGACUGUAGAAGAACAAAGCUUAUCUUUAAUGAUGGGCCACACAAUGUGGAACACUUUAUGCAAGAAGCUAAAAGGAAGAAGCAUAAAGCAGAUGCGAUGGUGGAGAAAUUUGGCAAGGCGUUAAAUUAUGCUGAAGCUGCACUAUCUUUUAUUGAAUGUGGGAAUGCUAUGGAACAAGGACCCAUGGAAUCCAAAUCCCCCUACACAAUGUAUUCAGAAACAGUUGAACUUAUUAGGUAUGCUGUGAGGCUAAAACCCCACUCAGGCCCUAAUGCUAUUCCAGAAGAAAAACAGUUAACGACAUUAUGUUACCGCUGCCUGGCAAUUCUAUAUUGGAGAAUGUUUCGACUCAAAAGAGACCAUGCUGUAAAAUAUUCAAAAGCACUUAUUGAGUAUUUCAAGAAUUCAUCUAAAGUUGCUCAAGUACCGUCUCCCUGGGGUGCCAGUGGAAAGUAUACGGGAACACCCUCUCCAGUUUCACCCAGCCCAUCCCCUGUGAGUUCUGUAGGGUCCCAGGGAAGCACUAGAGCCCCCUCCCCCUCCUCCAUCAUCAGCAUUCCACAACGGAUUCACCAGAUGGCAGCCAAUCACGUCAGCAUCACCAACAGCAUCUUGCACAGUUAUGACUACUGGGAGAUGGCUGACAAUCUUGCCAAGGAAAACCAAGAUUUCUUUAAUGAUUUGGAUGUACUGAUGGGACCUGUCACCUUGCACAGCAGUAUGGAACACCUGGUACAAUACACCCAACAAGGACUUCACUGGAUAAAGAGCAGUGCUCAGUUGUCAUAAUAACUGUGGCUUCAUCUGGACACUAGACUCUCUCACAGACAAUUCAGUUAUUCUAGACACUGUGCUACAGAAAUACGCAACCACAGCAUUGCUUCAAACAAAUGUGAACCUUUCUUUAACAUGGAACAAUUUUUUUCCCAGAGUACAGAAAUAGGUGUGUAUGUAUAUUAUGCAAUGUUUGUCUCUUCCGAUGCAUUAUACUUUAAUAGUCUCCAAAUAUCACUUCUUUACAGAAGAAAACUAAACAUAGGUGUUUUAGAACAAAUCCUCUCACAUAUAUACAAACACACACGUACACACACACGUACACACACACACUCCUCCAAUAGAAAACUAUGGCUUGAUUUAUCCAGGUAUAAUAAACAUUGCAUCUUAUUCAGAAAUGUCUUUUCUAUGUGAUAUUAAGUGUGUUCAUAAAUCUCUGCUUAGCUUUUCUGAAAAGAUGUGGUUUCGUAAACUAGGCCAAGUGCAGUUUCAUAGGCAGAUUUGCUCUAUCAUAAACUAUGUUUAGUCUGUGAUUUACAUUUUAACAGAGAUGACCAAUUUCUGUUCCUUGGGAGCUCUUCUGUUUGCCAGACAAUAGUCUGGAUACCCGUUUGCAUGGAAACGGACAUUCAUCCCUCCCCGCCAGGACCAGCCCCUCAUAAGGCAGGGUCCACCUGGCGCAGCAGAUCCUGAUGUUGAUCUUUCUUCUCUUCCCCCACCUUUGUUCCUGAUGUAGAUCUACCCUGACCCCCUUCUUCCCUUGUGUGGGGGGCACUGGGGACACCAUUUGGGGAUCUGCCUCAAGUGCCAAAAUGUCUUGAACCUGCCCUGCUCCCAUGAGCCUUAUGAAUGGUUAGGCUCCAUAUACGUUAGCGUUUAGCAGUAAGGGAUUCCUAGUAACAGAACAUCUGCACUCAGACACAACAGCAUAUACAAUAAACAUACACAAUCACAAUGAUGCCGUAUUAAAGUGUGAAACAUGUUUAUUACUUA